Messenger RNA from Xiphophorus maculatus (southern platyfish), 255 nucleotides. Its product is annotated as integumentary mucin C.1-like. The transcript has 4 exons. The record is from RefSeq and is a predicted model, not a curated record. NCBI's taxonomy places the organism in Eukaryota, Metazoa, Chordata, Actinopteri, Cyprinodontiformes, Poeciliidae. The annotation marks the transcript as partial.
ACCUCAGCGGCUCCAACAACAACCACACCUGCUCCAACGACAACCACAACACCUGCAGCAAUAACAAGCACAGCUGCAUUAACAACAACCACACCUGCACCAACUACAACCACAGCAGCCCCAACUACAACCACAACUACCUCAGCGGCUCCAACAACAACCACACCUGCUCCAACGACAACCACAUGUAACGCCACGUUCAAAAACAUCUUCACAGCAAUCUCGGACUUCAUCUACCUCUUCUGCACGCAUUAA